Messenger RNA from Drosophila rhopaloa, 530 nucleotides. RefSeq lists its product as uncharacterized. Lineage: Eukaryota; Metazoa; Arthropoda; Insecta; Diptera; Drosophilidae. Bases 39 to 530 code for a protein of 163 amino acids. The transcript is spliced from 2 exons. The record is from RefSeq and is a predicted model, not a curated record.
UAUAUAUUUUUCUAAUUUUUUGUUUUGCCGACGUUUACAUGUCCUUGAGGCAUUCGUACGAUGUGGGCUUCGUGUCCUUUAAGGCAACUGGUUCAUCGGUGAUGGACUACCAGUUCCGGAUUUUAGGACGCGACCGCAGGCUCAAUGGAACCCUCACCUUGACGGAAGACGUGGGCGGCGAGCACUUCUCCGAGGAGUUCCAAACAUAUAUCGACUCCAGUGGCAGUGGCGAGUACAAGUUGCUGCCCUUUUCGCUGCCCCGGCAACCCGUUUGCGAGGCAAUCGAGUCCUACUGGAGGUACUUCGCAGCGAGUGUGAAGUUUGGGGAGAACACGAAUGGCCCCUUCGGCAAUGACACAUGUCCCCUGCUGAAAGGACACUACUUCUUCAAGGACAUCAUUAUCAAUUCGGACGACUGGCCGCUCGUAAUGCCCCGAGGUCAGUUUAAGACCAUUAUAACCUUCAGAAAGGAUGAAGACAUUGUCUGUGUACUUGAAAUAGUAUGCCUCAUUGAAAAUAAGAUUAAUUAA